Molecule: messenger RNA, 1458 nt
Organism: Eutrema salsugineum
Lineage: Eukaryota; Viridiplantae; Streptophyta; Magnoliopsida; Brassicales; Brassicaceae
Exons: 1
Coding region: 1-1458 (485 amino acids)
Source: RefSeq, a predicted model, not a curated record
AUGGCGAAUAUCGACAAAGCACUUAUGUCUCUGUCUCUCGAAGAGGAGGAGGACAUUCCUUUCGUCAUGCCAAAUCUUCCGAAGUACUGUUCCUGCGAAAAGAAUGUGAUGAGCAUCAUGGGGAGAACCCUAAAUCCAGAAUGUCAGAACAUGGCUGACCUUAUCUUAGAUAUGCCACGGAAGUGGCAGGUUUAUGAUCGGGUACGAGGUGUUGCUCUGUCCAGUGAGAGGUUUCAGUUCAGCUUCAAGUACGAACACGACCUAGAGGAGGUCAUGAAGAAGAGGGUUUGGACGUUUAACGAGUGGUCUAUUGUUAUAGACCGAUGGGUGAAAAAGCCACCAGAGGACUAUCUACAGUUUAUGCCGGUGUGGAUACAGAUCCGUAAUAUUCCUGUGAAUUAUUACACAGAAGCCUCUAUUUACGAUCUGGGAGACAUCAUUGGGAAGGUGGAGGAGAUGGCGUUUGACCUGGAGAAACCCCAGAGCAAAGAUUACGUGCGGGUCAAGGUGAGAUUUGACGUUUCCAAACCAGUGCGCAGGUCAAAGGCAGUGAUUCUACCGAAUGGUGAAACAACAACAGUGUGGUACGAUUUUGAACGAAUCCAAAAACGUUGUUACAAUUGUCAACGUCUGACACAUGAGAAAGACAAGUGCCCGCUGCUGAUAAAACUGAGAAAGGAUAAGGCAGAGGCUCGAAGGAAGAGUAUUUUGGAAGCAAAACCAAUACUGAAAGAAAACGACCCUUUGUUUGGCGUGCUGAGGGAGGAUCAGGUGGGACUGGAUCCACAUUCAGGUCGGCUAAAAAUCCACCCAGAUGUAUUACAAGAGAUGAGACUGUACCUCCUUGCCGCAGAAGGACAGGAGAGAAAAAUAAGGGAGGAAAGAGUAAAAAUGUUAAUACAGAGUAUGAGCUCGGACACACGAACUCAAAACCUUGUAUUGCGGCUCGAAGAUGGACCAGUGAUCACGAAUGACAUGAAUAAAGGAAAAGGGCCUAUCUUUUCCAGUGACGAGGUGGUGAAGACAUGUGAAAAAGAGAACCUAAAACCACCCGGGGAUAAACUAAUGGCGUCUGCGAUAAAGGCUGGUAUAGCAAUGACAAGGUUUCCCCACAUAGAAGAGACAACUUCAGAGAGAGGGGCUGCAAACUUCGACUCUGCAAACUCGGUUUUUAAGUCUGCGUCCUUGGGUUUUGACACAGGUUCAUCUGAUGCGAGCUCAUCAGGAGUGAGACCCAGAAGAGCAUCAGUUCGGAGAAAGAUCACUCCCACGUCUCGGAAGAACCAAAAGGGAUCGAAAACUAAAACUGAAGGGAUUUCAAAAGAGGUGGUGGAAGAGCCAAAAGGUGUGUCUCCACAUAAAAGGAAAGCUGUGGAGGAGGAGAUGGUGGUAACUAAAAUCGCUAGGUGUAAUGACAAUGAGGUGGUCCUGAAGGAAGGACCGCCGACGCCUCAAUGA